Messenger RNA from Trichosurus vulpecula (common brushtail), 1622 nucleotides. It is a transcript of the gene ZNF488, whose product is annotated as zinc finger protein 488. The record is from RefSeq and is a predicted model, not a curated record. The coding region runs from base 63 to 1421 and encodes 452 amino acids. Gene Ontology annotation, biological process: regulation of DNA-templated transcription. NCBI's taxonomy places the organism in Eukaryota, Metazoa, Chordata, Mammalia, Diprotodontia, Phalangeridae. Gene Ontology annotation, cellular component: nucleus. The transcript is spliced from 3 exons.
UGAGCCCUGGGAGCGAGCAGGUGGAUGUCAGCUCCAUCCAUAGUCCCAGUGGAUUGACAUGGAUGAGGCUUGUUCAGGCAGCUUGCAGUAGCAAGGAGCAGAACCUGGAAGCUUACUUGGAAAACAGUCAGCUAUUUUUCCACCCCACGAGGAAGAUCAGCCAAAAUGAAGAGCUCUUUGUUCGGUAUGAUGAGGAGCUUUCAUGCAUCCUAAGUUUCCAGGAUAUUAAAGCCAGAGCUCUCCAUAAAGACUACAGGUGCCCUGAAUGCAACCAUACCUUUAAGUGUGAGCACACCUAUCUCUCGCACAUUUGCUUCCUGUGUUCUCCAGGGAAAGCCCCCUUGGUGAUGAGCUCUCCAGACCCCAAAGCCCUGCAUACCAGGGAUCUGGACCAAUCUACCAACUUCCACAACCUAGCCAGAGACCUGGAGUUCAAAAUGGCCACCCAGAAAGAUACCCUGCACAGCCCUUUGUCUGAAAAGAGGACAAAAACCAAUGAAGCCGAGCAGAGCCAGGUUCAGAAAAUGGUGUUACUGGAGAAAACAAACUACUUGAAGAAGGGACUGCCCUCUGUUCCCUGCAGCAUCGAGGAUGGAGGGACUGAGCAUGUGUUGUCAGCUGCCAUAUGGAAGCUCAGCCCAGUGAAGCAGUCAUCCAAGAAGGCCCCCUGGGACCAGAAGCCCAGUGCUUUCACAGAGGUCAAGAGACUAAAGGACAAACUUCAGAAUGAGAAAGCCAGUGAGGGGGACCAAGGCCCUGGCUCAGACCAACUUGGCAAAGAACAGCAACCAAUGGAUUGUGUCUUGAGUGGGGCAGGGAGUGCUUUCUCCUUUGUGUGGCCUGCCCGAGCCCUGGGAGAGCUGGGGAGUGCUUUCAGCAAACCAGUCAAGUGUCUGGCUCAGAGAACAGCACUAAGCUCCCAGCUCCCAGUCAGCAACUCGGCAGAAGCCCUGGGGGAUCUGUCAGGGUUCAUUAACACCAUGGAUGCUAUGUGUUGUGGAAAUCUUUUGAAUUCCAAGUUUUCCAUCAGCGAUUUGUGCAACUUACAAAUGUUACAGGAGUGGGCCCCCCAGUGCAACACCUUCCCAUAUGCCUCAGAACUGUGGCCAAAGCCUGUAGCUCAGUUACACAUAUCUCCGUCGUCUGCCUCCUCUACCCCGUCUUCCCCAUCUUUGACGCUCCUGCCGCCCACGUUCACAUCGCUUGGCAUGGCUACGCAGAACUGGUGUGCUAAAUGUAACCUCUCAUUCCGUAUGACAUCCGACUUGGUUUUCCACAUGCGAUCACACCACAAGAAAGAAUACUCGUCUUCUGAGGUGCAGGCCAAGAGGAGGCGGGAAGAGAAGCUGACCUGCCCAAUUUGCCAUGAGUAUUUCCGAGAGCGCCACCAUCUAUCCCGGCACAUGACUUCUCACAAUUAGAGAUAUAAUCAUGGACUGAAUCAGUCCUGCCCCACCUGCUAUGGCUCUGUUGCUGAAGGAAGGAACGGUUUUUGAAUACCUUUCUUUAGGGAAAUGUCUAUUUACAAUGACUGACUGGUCUUAGUUUGAAAAAGGCAGAGUUACAGAGUUGUCAAGUUUAAAGGGAGCUUAGUGGCCAUCUUGUCUAACCCUUACAUACAA